This is a messenger RNA of Mesorhabditis belari, 270 nucleotides long. The record is from the annotation of a GenBank genome assembly. NCBI's taxonomy places the organism in Eukaryota, Metazoa, Nematoda, Chromadorea, Rhabditida, Rhabditidae.
AUGGCUCGUUUCCGGCAAACUGCCGAAAAAUCUUUGCAGAUUCGUUUACCAAAAACUCCCAAAUCUUUUGAAGCAAUUGAAAAGAAUGCUAAUUUAUUGAAAAACGAUUUAAAAAUGGAAAUUAUUAUGGAAAAUGCUUCUCGUUUCCAUUUGAGCUUCGAUGUGCCUAAAGAGCUGAAAGCUGAGCAUUUCAAGAUUAUCGCAAGAACGAGAACGAUCAAGAUUAUCGGAGAUUUACCGAUUCGGAAAAGGAAAUUGAAACCUAGUGGC